Chaetura pelagica (chimney swift) is the source of this 910-nucleotide messenger RNA. RefSeq names its product GRB2-related adaptor protein 2 (gene GRAP2). Lineage: Eukaryota; Metazoa; Chordata; Aves; Apodiformes; Apodidae. Gene Ontology annotation, molecular function: protein binding. The record is from RefSeq and is a predicted model, not a curated record. The transcript has 7 exons. The coding region runs from base 20 to 910 and encodes 296 amino acids.
UCUGCCACCAAGACACGGUAUGGAAGCUAUUGCCAAGUUCGAUUUCCAUGCAUCUGGAGAGGAUGAGUUGAGUUUCCAGGCUGGGGAUAUGCUGAAGGUUUUGAGCUCCCAGGAAGAGUGGUACAAGGCUGAGCUCAGAAGCCAGGAGGGCUACGUUCCUAAGAACUUCAUUGAUUUCCAUGUUCCCCCCUGGUUUGAUGAGAGGAUAUCCCGCCAUGAAGCAGAGAACCUCCUCAUGAGCAAAGGAGUUGGCUCCUUCAUUGUCCGAGCCAGUCAGAACUCUCACGGUGAAUUCUCCAUCUCUGUCAGGCAUGAAGAUGAUGUGCAACACUUCAAAGUGAUGAGGGAUUCAAAGGGUAGCUAUUACUUGUGGGCAGAGAAAUUCCACUCACUAAACAAGCUGGUGGACUACUACAAGACGACUUCCAUCUCCAGGCAGAAGCCGAUCCUCCUGAGGGACAGCAGUCAAGAAGAGAAGGAGAGGCAUGGUGGGAGCCUGGAACGGAUGAGCCGGGAAGGAUUCCACCUGGGUGGAGCAGCUGGAGAAGAUUACUCUUCUACAGCCAAGAGAUACGUAGAGCACCCUAUCCCCAUACUGCAGCAGCAACAGGAUAGAUAUGGUGGGAGUCUGGACAGGAAAGAUGGGUUGCGUGGACUAAGGGAUCAUGGCCAAGGAAGUGCAGCAGCCAUGCAUCGGAGACAUACAGACCCACUGCACCAGCAGACACCGCGCACGCUAUGGGUCCGGGCCUUAUAUGACUUUGAGGCUGUGGAGCAUGAUGAGCUGGGCUUCCGCAGUGGAGACAUCUUAGAAGUCCUGGACAGCUCCAACCCAUCAUGGUGGAAAGGACGUCUGCGUGGGGAACUGGGUCUCUUUCCUGCCAACUAUGUCACACCAGUGCUCCUGUGA